GCUUAGCAUUCCAAUGGUCAUAAUUCACGAUAGAAACAAACUGUUUUCAAACUUUUGAACCAGAUCGCGUUCCAUUGCAAAUAGGUAUGCAAAAAAUACUCGAAAAACUUAUCGAUAAACCCAUUCAUCGAUUUUGUUUGAAAGCGUCGCUGAUGCUUAACAUAAUCUAUCCUUCGCGAGAUCACAAAAUUUUCCAAAAGAUUCACUUAUGGACGUAUCUCUCUUUCAGUACCGUCUUCGGUCUCACGCUGUACGUGCUUUAUUUCAUCUACAACACUACAACGAGCAGCCAAAAAAUCUUUUGUGGUAUGUUCAUCGGCGCUUGUUCGAACGCGUCUUUCUUGAUCAUGAUCAAUUACUCGAAUCGCGAAAAGUUUCUUAAAUGUUACCAGAACGUGUUGGAUUACACAACCGAUCGAGUUCAUCAAGUCGCCGAUGCACUCGUAGCUACCAAGCUUUUCUACUUGCUUGUGAUAUUUACGAUACAAUCGUCGAUGAUUGGGCUAUAUCCGCUCGUCUUGGCCGCGUUUAGCGACCAACCUCUUGGCUCAGAAUUGACUCUGGUUGUUACGCAGUAUUCGUUUUGGGACCCUAGUACUUCUUACGGGUACCUGUGCACUGUCAUAGUUCAGGCGUGCAAUAUAAGCCUGCCUUUGUUCGCGCUUAUGGGUCAGACUGUUUUCAUAUUCACCAUGUACCUGGUGUUCGAGGGCCUUCAUCACGAGUUUGUCGAAAAAACACGGCGAAUGGACGAUAACCCGACAGAUUCCGUAAACGAUUCGAUCACCGAUGAGAAAUACUUGAAGGAAUUAAUUCUUCGCCAUCGAAAUAUCACAAUGAUAAUCCAAGAUUAUGCCCAGGCCAUAGAAUUCAUGAUAACCAUGACAAUCUCUAUAAAUAUUGUGUUGGGCACAUUUACAGUUUAUAUUACCGUGUUGACGCCGACAAACUAUUAUCAGAAUUUAAAGAUGCUCGCUAUAUCGUCGUUACUUAUAAUGUUCGCAGUUCCAUGUUACAUCGGAGAAUUCAUCUCGCAUAUGAACGGAGAAUUUCAAUUCGAACUGUACAGCACGAAUUGGUACAAGAAAUCCAUCAGGUACCGGAAAGAAUUCUACAUUUUUCUGAUGUUUCUAGACAGAACAUUUACUAUUAACUUUUUCGGCAAGUACGCCGUGAAUUAUGCCUUGUUCUUGAGUGUACUGCAAAAGAUAUAUUUAAUCGUGCAAUUCCUUCUGAUAAUGAAAAAAAAAGGUGCUCUGUAAUUAGAAUUAGGUACGUUCGUUUCGUUAAUUUGUUUCAUGUAAUCGCACCCGAACACCCGAUUCUAUCACAAAAUAAAAUAAAUACCAGGGCCAGGUACCUGUUUUGUCAUAACU
Molecule: messenger RNA, 1376 nt
Organism: Planococcus citri (citrus mealybug)
Lineage: Eukaryota; Metazoa; Arthropoda; Insecta; Hemiptera; Pseudococcidae
Gene: Or85f
Product: Odorant receptor 85f
Exons: 4
Coding region: 87-1262 (391 amino acids)
Biological process (GO): detection of chemical stimulus involved in sensory perception of smell; sensory perception of smell
Cellular component (GO): plasma membrane
Molecular function (GO): odorant binding; olfactory receptor activity
Source: RefSeq, a predicted model, not a curated record